ACAGAACACGCGUCUUGGUGGCCCAAAGUAGGCUGCGGGCCUACAAUCCUGAAGUGCAAAAAAACAAAAAGAUUAUCAGAUGAAGCACCCAACGGUAUAAAUGACCAAGCUUUGCAGCACUUUUUUCCAGAGCACACACACAUCCACGUCGCACUCUUUCCACAAGCAUUGUCUGCACACUUUUGUUAACACACAACAAUCAAACUGUGAGAAGCAUUUCGCAAGGCACUUGCAGAAGAAAAAAGCAAAAGGAUUUCAGCGAAAAGAAGUUGGAGAACAAAAAGUUCUGUCCUUCGUAAAAAAGGCUCAAAUUGCUCCUUAAUCCUGAGUUCAUCAGACUUCAUUGUCCGUAAACAAACACACACAAUCGUCACAGUUUGUUGACAUUUCCAUCGUUAAAUUGAGUGUUAUAAACAACUCAACUGUUUCUGCUUUUCACCUAGCUGUUGAACCAAUUUUUGUGUUGCAACAACUUAAUUGACCGUUUGUUCCUGGUCCAUUCGCUUUCGUUUCAUUUCCCAAUCAUCGUUAUCCUUUCGUUUCUCUUUUUCUUUUUUAUUCUUUUUAAUUUUCCCGUCUUGUUUUCAAUGAAGAUCUCGAGAACAGCAAGAAUUUCCAUCUUCCUCGGAAUCGAUGUGGUCUUUUUCCUUAUUGAGCUUAUCGGUGGAUACACCAUUGGCUCUUUGGCUUUAAUUGCUGAUUCGUUCCACAUGCUAAACGAUAUUCUCAGUCUCAUCAUUAGUUUGUGGGCCAUUCGUUUGGCGAAACGUCGCCAUUACAAGGCCGAGUAUACUUACGGUUGGCAACGUGCUGAAAUUGUGGGUGCCUUGGUGAACGGUGUGUUGCUUGUGUCUCUGUGUUUGUCCAUUUUCAUUGAGGCCUUGCAACGUUUCCUUAACCCGUCGUCUGUCUCGAACCCCGAAAUUAUGAUGGGCAUUGGUAUGCUUGGUCUUUUUACCAACAUCAUCGGCAUCUUCCUCUUCCAUGACGCCUCUCACUCACACGAUAUUGCUACCGAGUUCGAUCGCCCAGAGACGCCUUCCAGUGGAAAUGGUCUUACGGAGCCUGAGCUGCCCGAGGAAAACAUUGCUUCCAUCUUGCCAUCCCGUGUGGUUCAGGACUAUUACCAUGCACGGACUGCGAGCCAGGCUUCGUAUCUUGGACGCUCGCCCAUGUCUGAGCGGACACCACUUAUGGACAAAGCUUCUGCUAGCACUGCUGGUCGGUAUACAGAGCCCACGUCUACCACGGCUGCUUCUGUAAAUGAUCAAAAGCUUAUUCCAUCCUACUCAGCAACGAACAAUCCUCGUGACCUCGAGGCCGGUCUUUCCCCUUCUAGCAACUCUGGAGUGGUUGAGCAGCCGAAGAAGCAAAAGAACUUGAACAUGCACAGUGUGUUCCUCAAUGCGCUUGGUGAUGCCCUUGGAAACAUCUCCGUUGUGCUUGCCGCCGCUCUCAUCAAGUUCACGCAUUAUUCGUGGCGCUACAUGUUUGAUCCCUUUAUCACCAUUUUCCUCAUCUGUAUUAUCUUGUCGACGGCCUAUCCUCUUUGCAAGUCUGCCGCAUUAAUUCUGCUCCAAGUUGCUCCCCGAAGCAUCCGCAUCGACGAAUUGCGCAAGCACAUCGACUCCAUUCCAGAGGUACACUCAAUUCACGAACUCCAUGUGUGGCAGCUUUCUGAUUCGCGCUAUGUUGGCACACUUCACGUUCUUGCUUGCUACAAGGAAGAUGAUUUUGUUUCUUACAAGCACCUGGUCAGUGAAAUCCAACGCUGCUUCAUUGAGUUUGGCAUUCCCGAAUCGGUGAAUUCCUGCACCAUCCAGAUUGAACCUUUUGAUCCUAAAAAUCCUCGUAUUGAUCUUUGAGCACGAGUCAAGCCGCCGUUAAGAACAAGCUUCUGUUAUUUGUGUCUGCACACACCUCUUUGCUUUGUCACCGUUGGUGUAUGCUGAAAACAUGGAACAUAUUUGCAAGGUUAUUGUCGUGCGAUGUACCAUUAUGUUAGUCUUUUAAUGAUAAUUUCCCAUCUGCUUAUACGGGACAAUUUUCUUAAGAUGAGAGAGCUUGUCCCAAGAGCCGUAUAAGGUGUCAUGAGCGUUGUAUCGGUCGAAUUGACUUGUUUCAUUUUCAUCAGCCAAACCAAAUGUCGCGCCGAGGACCGAAUUUGACUUAGUGUUA
Molecule: messenger RNA, 2178 nt
Organism: Schizosaccharomyces japonicus yFS275
Lineage: Eukaryota; Fungi; Ascomycota; Schizosaccharomycetes; Schizosaccharomycetales; Schizosaccharomycetaceae
Product: zinc homeostasis factor 1
Exons: 1
Coding region: 588-1865 (425 amino acids)
Biological process (GO): inorganic ion homeostasis; intracellular monoatomic cation homeostasis; monoatomic ion transport
Cellular component (GO): membrane
Molecular function (GO): monoatomic cation transmembrane transporter activity
Source: RefSeq, a predicted model, not a curated record